Suillus bovinus is the source of this 1575-nucleotide messenger RNA. RefSeq names its product CRAL TRIO domain-containing protein. The record is from RefSeq and is a predicted model, not a curated record. The transcript has 8 exons. Bases 59 to 1075 code for a protein of 338 amino acids. Lineage: Eukaryota; Fungi; Basidiomycota; Agaricomycetes; Boletales; Suillaceae. Gene Ontology annotation, molecular function: phosphatidylinositol transfer activity.
GGGCAGCCACGUGCAGUUGUUUAUUUGAUUUCUUUCACCGAACUCUUCAUUUCAUACCAUGGUUAAAGCUGUUUUUACUGCCCCAGUGCCUGGUACUGUCGUGCAUCCCAUACAUCAGUACUCUGAUGAACAACAAACCCAUAUAAAGGCAUUACGUGAGUAUGCAGAUACCCUGCUUCUGGACCCAUCAGACCCGUACUAUAAAUGGGAGCUGCGAUGGUUGAACAAGCCAGAUACCAUGCCUCGGUACAUGCGCGCGGCAAAAUGGAAACUCCCUGAUGCAAAGCGUAGAAUAGAAGGAACGAUCAAAUGGAGGAGAGAGUUCCGACCAGAGUUAAUCAGACCUGAUGAUGUGAAGAUAGAAGCUGAGACAGGGAAGAUCCUCUUAAAUGGGUUCGAUAAAGAUGGCAGACCCAUCAUUUAUAUGCGCCCUGGUCGUGAAAAUACCGAAACCAGUCCUAGGCAGCUAAGACACCUCGUCUGGUGGCUAGAACGCGCAAAGGACAUGAUGCCCCCAGGACAAGAGUCGCUGGUUAUCAUCGUAGAUUAUAGAUCCACAACGCUUCGCACCAACCCUUCCAUAUCCGUUGCCAGUAAAGUGCUAACGAUCCUUCAGCAGCACUACGUAGAAACUCUCGGUCGUGCGAUUGUCACCAACCUCCCAAUGUUGCUUAACUUCUUCUACAAAGGCAUUUCGCCGUUCUUGGAUCCUGUCACCCGGGACAAGAUGAGGUUUAAUCCUGAUCUUCUUGACCUCAUUCCCAAGUCUCAGCUGGACUCUGAAUUCGGAGGCGACUUUGAGUUCGAAUUCGAUCACGAGACAUACUGGAAACAAAUCGUUGAUUUCUGCGGCAUCGCUGAAGACGGUACCCGCUUAGAAGGCUAUUUUGACGGACCAAAGGAUAUUCAUGGAAAACUGCUUUCAGAACAUUCCGACGCGGAUAUCGAACCUAGUACUGCAUCACCCACUUCUAACUCCUCCACCACUGCGUCUGUCAUAUCUGCUGGAGAGACCAAGGCGCUCGCUUCACCCGAUGCAACACCCGCUUCCCCCGAGUUAAUCGAGGCGUUGUAGAUCACUCAGGUAUAUUUUGAUGAUUGUACGCUAUACAGCACUGUAAUUCAACAUAGAGGCGGCUGUAUAACAUGGUCUUCGAAUCAUUGGUACAUAUAUUACAAGCAACCUCCCUGAAUCACCGCGUAGCUCUCUGAGUGCCACAGCUCAGCGCUCACCGUUGCAAUGCUCGGCCCCUGGUCCUCUUCGUCGGUGCAAGAAUGUUCAACGUCCAGGGUAGUGAUGCUCCGACAUCAUCCGGUCCAACUGACAGAACCAUGUUCUAAACCUGCAUUCUUAUCGGCUUGUUGUGCUACCGUGGACGAUACGGAGAGUCGCUGAGUGAAUCCAUCUUGCUGUGGCCAUAAUUACUUAUCACGUGUUGUGAUUGCAUUGAAAUCGUCUAUAUAUAGUCACUUAAGAGAAAUGUGCGCUGUAAUACUGACCUGUACAUGUUGACACAGAAGUCUUCGAACCCUACCUUAAAUACUAUCAGGCCCUGGCCUCGCCUUCGCAAACUU